AUGGCAUCAACAAACUCAGUGAAAAUCCAAGAAGUGACUAAAGUCAUUCCACACUCCGACUCAACCACCGAGUUCUCUCUCCCACUCACCUUCUUUGACAUAUUUUGGUUCAAGUUCCAUCCUGUGGAGCGUCUCUUCUUCUAUCAAAUAACUCACUUAACGCCUCAGUUUUUCAACUCAGUUAUCCUCCCCCAGCUCAAGCAAUCUCUCUCUAUAACUGUUCUCCAUUAUCUCCCUCUUGCUGGUAACCUCAUGUGGCCUCAAGACACCCCAAAACCAGCCAUCUACUACUUCCAAAACGACGGUGUUUCACUCACUGUUGCAGAGUCUAACGCCGACUUCAAUUACCUGUCAGGCCAUGGAACUCGUGAAGUUGUUGAAUUUCAUUCUUUGAUACCCGACUUGUCAAUAUCUGAUGACAAAGCAGCAGUCAUCGCUAUCCAAAUAACGUUGUUUCCCAAUGAAGGGUUCUCCAUCGGCACCUCCGCUCAUCAUGCAAUACUUGAUGGGAGAAGUUCAACCAUGUUUAUGAAGUCUUGGGCUUAUGUUUGCAAACAAGAUAAAGAAGACCCUUCAUUGUCACCAGAACUAACUCCAUUAAUCGACAGGAGUGUCAUCCAAUACCCAACAGGAAUUGACAUGUUGUUCUUGAAUAGCUGGUUAGAUUCCAACUCCCGAAGCUUAAAGCUUUUACCAAGGGAAGGAGUGGAUUCCAAUUUAGUUCGAGCCACGUUUGAGUUGAGCCGUGAAGAUAUCAAGAAGCUAAGGGUUGAGGUACAAGAAGUAAAGCAGUCAGAACAACUUCAUUUAUCAACUUUUGUGUUAACAUACGCUUAUGUAAUCGUUUGCAUAACGAGAGCCAAAGGAGAAGAAGAAGGUAAAAAUCCUAAUUCAAAGGUUAUAUUUGGAUUCACAGCUGAUUACAGGACCCGUUUAGAGCCUCCAAUUCCAGUCAACUACUUCGGUAAUUGUGUUGGUCCACAUGGAGGGAUAGUAGAAGCCAACGAUAUAAUAAAGGGAGAUGGGGUUUCAGUUGUUGCAGAGAAGUUAAGUGAGUCGAUGAAAGAGUUAAAGAAGGGGUCAGUUCUUGAAGAAACAGGGAAGAAGCUUGCAUAUAUGAUUCCAUUUAUGAAACAGGGGGGAAAAGGAAUUGGGAUUGCCGGGUCGCCCAGGUUUGAAAUUUAUGGGUCGGAUUUCGGGUGGGGCAGGCCAAAGAAGGUGGAGGUUGUGUCAAUAGAUAAAAAUGGGUCUAUUUGUAUGGCGGAGAGUAGAAAUGGAAGCGGUGGUGUUGAGGUUGGAGUAGUUUUGGAGAAGAAAGAAAUGGAGGUUUUUGCUUCCCUAUUUGUUGAUGGGCUAAAACAUUUUAAAUAAAUAAUGCUACAAUACAUACAUCA
This is a messenger RNA of Pistacia vera, 1394 nucleotides long. Its product is annotated as malonyl-CoA:anthocyanidin 5-O-glucoside-6''-O-malonyltransferase-like. Bases 1 to 1371 code for a protein of 456 amino acids. Lineage: Eukaryota; Viridiplantae; Streptophyta; Magnoliopsida; Sapindales; Anacardiaceae. The record is from RefSeq and is a predicted model, not a curated record. The transcript has a single exon.